Molecule: messenger RNA, 1780 nt
Organism: Thalassophryne amazonica
Lineage: Eukaryota; Metazoa; Chordata; Actinopteri; Batrachoidiformes; Batrachoididae
Product: solute carrier family 22 member 7-like
Exons: 10
Coding region: 13-1638 (541 amino acids)
Biological process (GO): transmembrane transport
Cellular component (GO): membrane
Molecular function (GO): transmembrane transporter activity
Source: RefSeq, a predicted model, not a curated record
AAGCACAGCAAAAUGAAGUUUGAUAACAUACUUUCAGACAUUAACGGCUUUGGAAAAUUCCAAAUUCAGCUAAUCUUGAUUCAGUCACUCUCUCGAAUCACACUGCCAUGCAACUUUCUACUGAAUAACUUUAUGGCGGCUGUACCGCCACACCACUGUGACCUCAGCCCUCUGGACUAUGGAAACGUCUUUAGGAACUUAACUCUGGAACAGAAACUGUCUGUCGGUAUUCCAGCAGAGUCAGACGGAACUCUCAGCUACUGUAAGAUGUAUUCAAAACCACAAUAUCAUCAUCUGUCGGGCUCAAACAGCAGUGACAGUGCUGAAAUAGUUCUGUGUCAGAGUGGAUGGGUGUAUGACAACAGCACCUUUAAAUCUACUUUGGCAACAGAGUGGGAUCUCGUGUGCAGCAGAAAAAGCAUGAACAAAGCAACAGCCACCGUUUUUUUUAUUGGUGUUAUGUUGGGUGCGCCUUUAUUUGGAUAUCUCAGUGACAGGUUUGGUAGACGGCCGCUCCUGUUGGUUUCUUAUCUGUCUUCCAUGGUGUUUGCAGUCCUGAGUGCGUUCUCCACAUCUUACAUAAUGUUUUUCAUCAUGAGAAUUUUUACUGGAAUGUCACUUGCAGGAAUAAGUAUAAUAAGUAUUGUCCUGAAUGUUGAAUGGUUCAGCAUUGAUCACCGGACCUUUGCUGGUAUAAUCGUAAGCCUGGAUUGGACUUUAGGGUCAUGUAUUCUGGUUGGAAUUGCAUACUGUGUAAAUCAGUGGAGGAUGCUAAUACUGGCAGUGACUUCACCCCUGAUACUGUCUGUCAUUGCAUGGAGGUGGCUUCCAGAGUCUGCUAGGUGGCUCUUGGCCAAUGGAAAGGCAGAAGAUGCUCUUUUUUAUAUCAAGAAAUGCGCUGAGACAAACAACAGAUCAGAACGCUUAGCAGACAUCACACCAAUGAAAUUACUGGAAUCUGCAGAAAGUGAUGCUGGAGUUAAGAACUACACAUUUUUAGAUCUUUUCAGGACCCCAAAUAUGAGGAAACUUGCCAUUUAUACAGGGAUAGUGUGGUAUGGAAUUGCCUUUACAUAUUAUGGAAUAAGCCUGAAUAUCACAGGGUUUGGACUAAACCCAUACCUAACACAGCUUUCAUUUUCAGCCAUCGAAUUGCCAAUGAAGAUUGUUGCUUUUUAUUCCCUGCAAAAAAUUGGGAGAAUGCCUGGAGAGGCAGUGGCCUUGAUUGUUGCAGGACUUUGUCUCUUCAUCAACAUGCUUAUUGCAAAAGAUAAACAAGUCAUCCACAUGGUUGUGGCCAUCACUGCAAAAGCCAUGUCAGAAUCAGCAUUUACUAUCAUGUAUCUGUUUACCACUGAGCUUUAUCCCACAGUUGUACGGCAAAAUGGCUUGGGCUAUACCUCCUUUUUGGCACGGAUGGGUGUGUCUAUAUCACCACUCGUCAUGCUAUUGGAGGACUUGUGGCAUCACCUACCUGCACUGACCUACAGUGUAGUGGCAAUUGGUUCUGGUUUAGUGGCUUCGCUGCUGCCUGAAACAUUAAAUAGUCAACUACCUCAGUUCAUCGAGGAUAUUGAAGAGCCAAGGGACACAAAGAAGAAAAAGGUGAAAUCAAGAUGUUACAAAUUAUUAAUGUAACAGGUGAUGCAACAGCUUUCCACUGAAAUACCAGUCUUUUUCAUUUCUGUUUUAAAAUGACAAUUUUUUGUUUUUUCAAGUUUGAUCUAAAUGUGAUUUUCAUGUACAGUCAGUCACAAAUUUGUUGAUUUCUCAACAUAGC